Myxocyprinus asiaticus (Chinese sucker) is the source of this 3770-nucleotide messenger RNA. RefSeq names its product E3 ubiquitin-protein ligase TRIM16-like. The record is from RefSeq and is a predicted model, not a curated record. The transcript is spliced from 6 exons. Bases 60 to 1697 code for a protein of 545 amino acids. Gene Ontology annotation, molecular function: zinc ion binding; protein binding. NCBI's taxonomy places the organism in Eukaryota, Metazoa, Chordata, Actinopteri, Cypriniformes, Catostomidae.
GAAACUUAAGUGUGGUUUUGAAGUUAUAUGUGUCUCUCUAUCUUUUUACAUGUAGUGAAAUGGCAAAAGCUAAUAUUUCUUCAGAUCAAUUGAGCUGUCCAGUGUGUUUGGAUCUACUGAAGGAUCCAGUGACUAUUCCCUGUGGACACAGUUACUGUAUGAGCUGUAUUACAGACUGCUGGAAUCAGGAUGAUCAGAAGGGAGUCUACCGAUGCCCUCAGUGCAGACAGACCUUCACUACAAGACCUGCUUUAAAUAAAAACACCAUGCUGGCUGAAGUGGUGGAGAAACUAAAGAAGACUAAACUUCAAGCUGAUGUUCCUGUUGAUGCUGGAGUUGGAGAUGUGGAGUGUGAUGUCUGUUCUGGAAGAAAAUACAAAGCUGUCAAGUCCUGUGUGGUGUGUCUGAACUCUUACUGUCAAAAUCACCUUGAUCAACAUGAGAAUCUCUUUAAAGGUAAGAGACACUUUUUGAUGGAUGCCACUGGACGACUCCAGGAGAUGAUCUGCUCGCAACAUGGUCGACUGCUGGAGGUUUUCUGUCGCUCUGACCAAAAGUGUAUUUGUAUUCUGUGUACGAUGGUUGAACAUAAAAACCAUGACACUGUAUCAGCUGCAGCAGAGAGGACAGAGAAACAGAAACACUUGAAAGAGACCCAGAGAAAAUACAAGCAGAGAAUCCAGGAGAGAGAGAAAGAUCUUCAGCGGCUGAGAGAGUCUGUGGCAUCUCAUCAGCGCUCUGCACAGACAGCAGUGGAGUACAGUGAGAGGAUCUUUACUGAGCUGAUGCACUCCAUAGAGAGAAGCCGCUCUGAGAUGACACAGCUGAUCAGAGAUCAGGAAAAAGCUGCAGUGAGUCGAGCUGAAGGACUCAUGGAGCGAAUGGAGCAGGAGAUCGCUGAUCUGAGGAGGAGAGACGCUGAGCUGGAGCAGGUUUCACACACAGAUGAUCACAUCCAUUUCCUGCAGUGUUUCCAGUCUCUCUCUGCACCUCCAGAAUCUACAGGCAGAAUUACUGUCAGUUCCACUCUCUCUGUUGAAGAUAUAAAACAAUCUGUCUCUCAGCUGAGAGACAAACUGGAGGAUUUCUGCAAAGAGGAGAUUAAAAAGAUUUCUGUCAGACACAUCAACAUUGUUCUGAUCAGAGAGGAGUUCCUUCAACAUUUCCAUCAGUUCACUCUGGAUCCAAACACAGUUAAUAAACGCCUCCGUCUGUCUGAGGGGAAUAGAGUGGCUUCUUGUACUGACUCAGUCCAGCAGUAUCCUGAUCAUCCAGACAGAUUUGAUUGUUUCCGUCAGGUGUUGUGUAGAGAGAGAAUGUGUGGACGCUGUUAUUGGGAGACUGAAUGGAGUGGGUGUGAUGGUGUGUAUGUAUCAGUGUCAUAUAAGAGCAUCAGCAGGAAGGGAAGGAUAAAUGAGUGUGGAUUUGGAUAUAAUGAUCAGUCCUGGAGUUUGUUCUGUUCUUCCUCCAGUUACUCAUUCAUUCACAAUAACAAACACACUGAUCUCCCUGUACCCUCCAGCUCAUGCAGAAUAGGAGUGUAUGUGGAUUACAGUGCAGGAACUUUGUGCUUCUACAGCGUUUCUCACAAGAAGACCCUCAUCCACAGAGUCCAGACCACCUUCACUCAACCUCUAUAUCCUGGAUUUUGGGUUUUUAGAGGAUCAACAGUGAAACUCUGUGAUGUAACAAUAUAAUUAUAUAGAGAUUAUAUCAGUAAUACUGUCAUAUAUCUUUAAUCAGUGAGUGUUGUGGAGUCUCUUAUUUUCUGAAUAAAUUAAUAAUAUCUCGUCAUCAUGUUGAAAAGGUUUAAACAUGUUCACAUUAAAAAAAGUACAAGCACUCAAAAUAAUUCACUCAAGCUAUUAAAGAGGGUAAAAAAACAGUAAAGAAAGUGAAGUCACAUUUAUUCUAAAUCAGAAUAUUGUCUCUAAUCUGGUCAUACCAGAGAAUAUCAUCUGUAUCAUAUAUAAUGUUACUAUUCAGCACAGUCGCUGUGUUCAGGCAGGGGAGAGAUCUGUUGAUUAAAAAUGUUUCAAGGGGGCCUGGGUAGAUCAGUGAGUACUGACGCUGACUACCACCCCUGGAGUCACAAGUUCAAAUCCAGGGUGUGCUGAGUGACUCCAGCCAGGUCUCCUAAGCAACCAAAUUGGCCCAGUUGCCAGGGAGGGUAGAGUCACAUAGGGUAACCUCAUCAUGGUCAUGAUUAAUGGUUCUCGAUCUCAAUGGAGUGCGUGGUAAGUUGUGCGUAGAUUGCAGAGAAUAGCAUGAGCCUCCACAUGCGGAGUCUCCGUGGUGUCAUGCACAACGAGCCAUGUGAAAAGAUGCGUGUAUUGACGGUCUCAGAGGCAGAGGCAACUGAGACUUGUCCUCCACCACCCAUAUUGAUGUGAGUAACCGCGCCACCACGAGGACCUACUAAGUAGUGGGAAUUGGGCAUUCCAAAUUGGGAGAAAAGGGGGUAAAAAAUUAAUUAAAAAAAUUCAUUAAAAAAAUUGGUUCACUACUACAAAAUCACAAUAGGAAAUUCACAUCACUGUAUAAUGCCUUUAAUAGUGUCAUGUGUAUUUUGUUGAUUCAUGUCUUUUAUUUUUAAAUGUUUAGUUCCUGUUUCCCUUGUCAUGUGAUUCCUGUUUUCCCUCCAUGUUCAUGUGUUCUGUUUUCAUUGGUUCAUUGUUUAAUUAGCUUGUUAUGAGUUCUAUUUGUUCACUGGUUUAUGUUCCCCCAUGUCCAUGUAUUUAAGCCUCAUGUUUUCCAUAGUGUCUUUGGCAAGUAUUGAAUGUAGAUGUGAAUGUAACUUUGUAGCCAAGCCAAGCCAAGCCAAGCCAUAGUCAAAUCUAGUUCAUGUUUUGUUUUGUAGUCAGGGUUAUUGGUUCUCACUUUGUAAAUAAACUGCACUUGGGUUCUUCAUCUUCACAUCAUCGUCUUCAUCAUUGCCAGCAGCAGAGCAUCGUUACAAAUAACCAAAUUUGUACUAAAACAUGUGAUAUGAAGAUUGUGUGACACUGGAAUGACGUUCUGUCAAUUCUGUGAGUACAGAGUGUGUUGUCAAUACUGUAUGUUAUACUAUAAGAACUGUGCAACAAGUAAUGUUCACUGUAAGGUCAUUAACGGUACUGUACUGUAUGACUGAAUUGACAGUUUACCUUUUCAGAUUGGGGUAAUUAUAUUUACAUUCAGUCAUUUAGCUGACAUUUUUAUUCAAAGCGACUUACAAAUAAGAGACUUUGCACAUUACUGUAUUUUUGCAGCCUCUGCUUCAUUUAGGCCUCAUUUUACAGUAUCACGUAGCAGACAGCUAAGACCCAGAUCUCACUGGGUAGAACAAUUCCUUCCAUCUGUUGCCCACCCCUUUGCCCACUCUUGAUGGGCCUCCUGUAUACAAAGUCAUUGAUUAGUUCCUCUUCCGUGCUUUGGUGCUGUGUUGACAAAUUGUAAAUGCUUAUAUAUACACACACUCUGAAUGUAUAUGGUACAUACUGUCAACAAUAUUCGUUACAUAUGAUAUAAAUUGGCAAUAUUUUACCAUAAAUGAAUUGUUUGGUUAACCAGUUUUGAACAUGUAAUUUACUGUAGGUGGUUAUUACUUUAAAACACAUAAAAUAAUCAAACCAGUUGGAAACCUAUAUCAAAUAAUUCAUUAAUUGACCAUUAGGAUCACUUGGAUGUAUUACGUCCCUGAAAGUAUUUAAGUGUAUUUUUAUUAUUCGUUUAAUUACAUCUAUAAAUGUGCGUUCUUUUGCGUUUUUACAUUCUCGUGGAUGCGUUCU